AUGUACAAGCACACUUAUAUAUUGCUGCAAGCGACACUUGUAUGGGAACAAAAUUUAGCAGCACCCGCGCCUGUGUCCUCCAAAAAGAACGACAUUCUAGCUGGCACGGAAUUCCUCUCCGUCUUCAUCAAUGGAGCUAUGGCUCCUCGUCCAACGCGACGACGUAUCAGUCUCAAAUGCAGUAACACAGCUGACAAUGUUGCUGCUGAAUCAAAAAACGAUGAAGCCAAUAUAUUUAGAAUAUCUCGGGUGCCGAUCUCGGUUAAGCCUACUGUAGCAAGACCGCGAACAACCUUGAACCGUGAAGAGGGUAUACGCUACUAUCCGAUCAGUCAUAAACUUUUGGACAAUAGGCAUCAUAGCUUCGAAACGAUCGUAGACGACCUUGGCAGACCAGGUGAUAUAUCCUCAAAAUUUAUAGCCAAAACGGGCGAUACCGCUAGAAAGUCUCAUAAUAAUGGCAAAACGUCUAACAAGUCCGCCAAGCCUAUGAACCAAAAAGUAAUUGGCGUAAGCGUGACAUCUAGCGUCGAAGCGACACCCUAUAAAGUUAGAGUCGAGCAUCACGAUCCUAAUGAUAUCUCGAUGAUAACACGGCCACCACCGGUAAUCGCCACGACGGUUUAUACAAUACCAACUUCAUCGUCGGUUUCCACGACGCUUUCCCAAGCCCAAGGAACUACGAAGAUUAUGGACGUUACACCGUCGCCUGCUCGCCUUGUAACGGAGGAACUCAGUAACAUAGUUUCGGAAUCGAAUAGAAGCGAAUUCUCCGUGGAAGAAGGAGCACCAAAGACAAGCCUGCAGGAUCGAACCUUUGUUACCCCACGACCUACUCUAAAGCAUCAUACGAUACCGGUCGAUAAACAUCAUGAUAGCCGGGAUUCAGUCGUGAGCAGCAGCAAUACCGAACCCGUUGAACAAAGAUACGAGUUUGCAGAGGGCAAUUCUGAAAUGAAAGAGAUAAAUCACGAAUUGCCCGAAGUUCAAGGACCUCUGUUGCGUAAUCAGGGGCGUAAGGUAGGCAGGCAUUUUGAAGAAUCGUCGUUUAAUCAUCCAACGAAAAUUUAUGCCACGAAACAAAAUGGCAAAGCUUAUGAAAAUCAGCACGCGAAAGUCUACAGCGAUUCGUCAAAGGUAUUCGGCGAGACAUCCAAAAUCUAUGGGGAGCCAGAAAAAAUAUACAGCGAGCCGUCGAAAAUUUAUUCAGAACCUGCGAAAAUUUACGGAGAACCAUCGAAGGUUUACAGCGAGCCAUCGAAAGUAUACGGCGAACCUUCCAAAAUCUACGGCGAGCCAGAAAAAAUCUAUUCCGAGCCUGCGCAAGUUUAUUCGCAACCGGCUAAGGUUUACUCGGAGCCCUCCAAGAUAUACGGUGAGCCAGCAAAGAUCUAUAAUACAAACGGACAAGCUGCGGGCGAGCCGGAGGAAAACAAUUACGAGGUAGACGAGGCCGUGAGCGUCGGCAGUAACGGCAACGCUCAUGGUCCACAAUCAUUUACCGAAGCUACUAAUCUCGAUGAAGAUGGCCAUAAGGUGGGUUAUGUGGUGGAAGGGCGCAAUUACCGAAAAUACCGAGUGGAAGAAAGGACACCGGAUGGAUUUAUCGUUGGGGAAUAUGGUGUCGUUAGUCACGAUGAUGGUUCAUUAAGAGGAGUCAGAUACACCGCGGAUGGAACGAUCAAUCCACGUCUCAUUUAUGAUGCUCUGAUGAAGUUCCUCGCACUCUAAUCGCAUGCAUAUCGCGUUAAUUUUCUAACGAAUAUUAUUGCUCCUUUCCUGAUGAGGACUGAUUUUAUAAAGAAAUUUAUAACGCAUUAUAUCAGAGUAAUAAUACAUUUGCCGACUCAUGAUUUCUACAAGAAAGAAUAAUACAUGGAUAUUGAUAAUUUAGAUUAUACGAUCGUUACUGUCUGCAUAGACGAUCGCGUAGAAUGUAAGAAAGUAAUAUUCGUCUCGAUUGAAGAUAGGUCAAAAUUUAUAAUUCAAGUAUGAAAUAUUUU
Ceratosolen solmsi marchali is the source of this 2003-nucleotide messenger RNA. RefSeq lists its product as uncharacterized. The coding region runs from base 1 to 1731 and encodes 576 amino acids. The record is from RefSeq and is a predicted model, not a curated record. Lineage: Eukaryota; Metazoa; Arthropoda; Insecta; Hymenoptera; Agaonidae. The transcript has 2 exons.